AUGUCGCGUAAGCAAGCGAUCGAGCUGAGACACGCAACUCCCGGCCCGGACUUCUAUGCCCACUUGCAAAGUCGUGGGAAUGACCCGGCUUUUGUUGCACGGGUGGAGGGUAUGAAUGAAAAGGCUAAAGCGAAGGGGAGACGUGAGAUAUCAGCGCAAGAAGCACGGAAGCAUGCGAGGGAAGUCAAGCGUAAUUUGCGAUUGGAGAAGCGGAAGCUGGUACGUAGUGCUCCCGCACAUCAAACGCCGGCACUCGCUGUGGAGAAGCCUUCGCAGCCUCGACAAAUCGCCUCUGAGUUCUCCUUCGACCGGAUUCGCGAGGCUCGCGGCGAAGAACAAGUACCAGACAGUCAAGUUCAACCUUUCACGAUGCCCGAAGCUGCUGACGACUACGUUGGCAAGCUCACGGGCCGCGAAAAUCAGCACUUCCAGUCCAUGGCCGCACUACUGCAGUAUCGGCUCCAUACCAACGACAAGGAAGGUCCAGGCACUAUGGACGCGGCACGAGCUGCUCGAUUCCGGAAAGAAGUCAUCGCCGAGCGACGGGGUGGGAACGCCAGGGGCUUGCCUUCGGAGUCGCUCGAUUUCAAUGCUAUGUUAGUAAGGGCCAACUUGCAGGAGGGCUUGGACAAGGAGAAUGUGAAGAAGGUUACGCAGGCGAUGCAGGAGACGACGUUGCGGAGGAAGCAGGAGUGA
Molecule: messenger RNA, 696 nt
Organism: Recurvomyces mirabilis
Lineage: Eukaryota; Fungi; Ascomycota; Dothideomycetes; Mycosphaerellales; Teratosphaeriaceae
Exons: 1
Coding region: 1-696 (231 amino acids)
Source: RefSeq, a predicted model, not a curated record